Pteropus alecto (black flying fox) is the source of this 1802-nucleotide messenger RNA. RefSeq names its product activin A receptor like type 1 (gene ACVRL1). Gene Ontology annotation, molecular function: transforming growth factor beta receptor activity, type I; ATP binding; SMAD binding. Gene Ontology annotation, biological process: transforming growth factor beta receptor signaling pathway; protein phosphorylation; BMP signaling pathway. The record is from RefSeq and is a predicted model, not a curated record. Lineage: Eukaryota; Metazoa; Chordata; Mammalia; Chiroptera; Pteropodidae. The transcript has 9 exons. Bases 103 to 1614 code for a protein of 503 amino acids. Gene Ontology annotation, cellular component: plasma membrane; BMP receptor complex.
CCUCUGGGUGGGAGGGAGCCACGGUUAGUGGCUGAAAACACGGAGGGGAUUACAUUUCACAGAUCUUACUGCACCCCCUCUCCUGCUCCUCUCUCCAGAACCAUGACCUUGGACUCCCCCAGGAAAGGCCUUCUGAUGCUACUGAUGGCCUUGGGCUUGAACCAGGGUGACCCUGUGAAGCCCUCUCGGGGCCCACUGGUGACCUGUACGUGUGAGAAUCCACAUUGCAAGGGGCCUACCUGCCAGGGGGCCUGGUGCACCGUAGUGCUGGUGCGGGAGGAGGGCAGGCACCCCCAGGAACAUAGGGGCUGCGGGAACAUGCACCAGGAGCUUUGCAGGGGGCGCCCCACUGAAUUCGUCAACCACUACUGCUGCAACAGCUCCCUCUGCAACCACAAUGUGUCCCUGGUGCUGAAGGCCACCCCAACUCCGGAGCAGCCGCAAGUAGAUGGCCAGCUGCCUCUGAUCCUGGGCCCUGUGUUGGCCUUGCUGGCCCUGCUGGCCCUGGGUACCCUGGGCCUGUGGCAUGUCCGGCGGAGGCAGGAGAAGCAUCGGGGCCUGCACAGCGAGCUGGGCGAGUCCAGCCUCAUCCUGAAGGCAUCUGAGCAGGGGGACAGCAUGUUGGGGGACCUCCUGGACAGCGACUGCACCACGGGCAGUGGCUCGGGGCUCCCCUUCCUGGUGCAGAGGACAGUGGCGCGGCAGGUCGCCCUGGUGGAGUGCGUGGGCAAAGGCCGCUAUGGUGAGGUGUGGCGAGGCCUGUGGCAUGGUGAGAGUGUGGCCGUCAAGAUCUUCUCUUCAAGGGAUGAACAGUCCUGGUUCCGGGAGACUGAGAUCUACAAUACAGUGUUGCUCAGACACGACAACAUCCUAGGCUUUAUCGCCUCGGACAUGACUUCCCGCAACUCGAGUACGCAGCUGUGGCUCAUCACACACUACCACGAGCAUGGCUCGCUCUAUGACUUUCUGCAGAGACAGACGCUGGAGCCUCAGCUGGCCCUGAGGCUAGCUGUGUCCGCGGCUUGCGGCCUGGCGCACUUGCAUGUGGAGAUCUUCGGCACGCAGGGCAAACCCGCCAUUGCCCACCGUGACCUCAAGAGUCGCAACGUGCUGGUCAAGAGCAACCUGCAGUGUUGCAUCGCGGACCUGGGCCUGGCUGUGAUGCACUCCCAGAGUAGUGAUUACCUGGACAUUGGCAACAACCCUCGAGUAGGCACCAAACGGUACAUGGCCCCAGAGGUGCUGGACGAACAGAUCCGUACCGACUGCUUUGAGUCCUACAAGUGGACUGACAUCUGGGCCUUUGGUCUGGUGCUGUGGGAGAUCGCCCGCCGGACCAUUGUCAAUGGCAUUGUGGAAGACUACAGGCCACCCUUCUAUGAUGUGGUACCCAAUGAUCCCAGCUUUGAGGACAUGAAAAAGGUGGUGUGUGUUGACCAGCAGACCCCCACCAUCCCCAACCGGCUGGCUGCAGACCCGGUCCUCUCAGGCCUGGCUCAGAUGAUGCGGGAGUGCUGGUACCCCAACCCCUCUGCCCGCCUCACUGCACUGCGGAUCAAGAAGACACUUCAGAAACUCAGCAACAGUCUGGAGAAGCCCAAAGUAAUUCACUAGCCACUGGCCUGAAACCUGACUCCCCUGGGCCUGCGGUGUGUGGGGGUGGGCGGUGGAUGGUGGUCUAUCUGGGUGGGGGUAGUGUGAGUGUUGUGCUGGAGUCGGGGGGUACCCCUCUAGGGGAAGGCUGUGCCUGCUCAGUUCAGCCCCUCAGCCCAUCCAGCCAAAAAUACUGCUGGGUUGAAACC